Paramecium tetraurelia is the source of this 387-nucleotide messenger RNA. RefSeq lists its product as uncharacterized. The transcript has a single exon. Lineage: Eukaryota; Ciliophora; Oligohymenophorea; Peniculida; Parameciidae. The record is from RefSeq and is a predicted model, not a curated record.
AUGGGUAAUUAUUGUUCUUUUACAACCACUGAUGCGACAAAAAUUGAAGAAGAAAUAAUUACUUCUAAUAAAUAAGACAGCAUCAUAAAAUCAUAGGGAGACUCACUUCAAAUAGCUAACUUUGAGGAAUUGAUAUAGGAUCACAGCUAAUUGUACGCAUUCUAAAAUGGAGAUGUAUUGUUAUCUUCUCGCCCUAAUUCUCCUCGUUCAUAGCAUGUGAUAAUCUAUUUAGAACCAAAAAUAGUGGCAGAAGAAGAAGUCAAAUUUUAGCAGGAUGGAAUUAAAGGGAUUAUAAGUGCACGAACAUAUGACUAAUAUCCAGAAUCAUCUUGUAGUUCUCUUAAUUAAAAAGAAAAACAAUGCAAAAAGGUCUAAUUCAGAGAUUGA